AUGCGCACUCCGGUGGUGAUGACGCUGGGGCUGGUGUUCGCGCCUUGCGCUCUGUUGCUCAACUUGAUCAGCACGCUGGCGCCCGGCUGGCGGCUGGUGAAGGGCUUUCGGAACCAGCCGGUAGACGUGGUGCUGUUUCAGGGCCUGUGGGACAUUUGCCGAGAGCAGAGCAGCCGCGAACGUGAAUGUGGCCAGACCGACAGUUUGGGCUACUUCGCCGCGGAGCCGGUGCUGGCCGCGCGGGGUCUCAUGGUCACGUCGUUGGCCAUCACGGGCCUGGGGUUGCUGUUGGCCACGCUGGGCGUGCGCUGCUGGCGCGAUGAGCCUCACUACGUGCUCGCCGGCGUCUCGGGCGUGGUCCUCUUCAUUGCUGGCCUCUUCAGCCUUAUCCCGGUCUCGUGGUACAACCACUUCUUGGGGGACCGCGACGUCCUGCCCUUUGAGGAGAGCCCGGUCACGGCGCAGGUCAGUUACAGCUUAGUGCUGGGCUACCUGGGCAGCUGCCUGCUGCUGCUGGGGGGCUUCUCCCUGGCGCUCAGCUUCGCGCCCUGGUGCGAGGAGCGCUGCCGCAGGAAGGAGCCCCCCGCGCACCCGCGGCGGAGCAGCAUCAGCACCGUCUACGUGGACUGGCCCGAGCCUGCGCUCACACCUGCCAUCAAGUACUACAGCGAGGGCCAGCACCGGCCGCCGCCCGCCCAGCAGCCCGGCGCCACCGGCAAACCCAAGGUCGGCUUCCCCCUGCCGCAGCCGCGGCUCAAGACUUCCUACACCAACCCGGUGGACGUACUGGACGGCGAACGGGACAGGGCAGCCCGCUCGCAGGGCGCCUCCUCCCGCAGCACCCGGCCCUGCCAGAGCUCGCUGCCCUGCGACUCGGACCUGUAA
This is a messenger RNA of Ochotona curzoniae (black-lipped pika), 885 nucleotides long. It is a transcript of the gene CLDN23, whose product is annotated as claudin 23. NCBI's taxonomy places the organism in Eukaryota, Metazoa, Chordata, Mammalia, Lagomorpha, Ochotonidae. The coding region runs from base 1 to 885 and encodes 294 amino acids. The record is from RefSeq and is a predicted model, not a curated record. Gene Ontology annotation, biological process: cell adhesion; bicellular tight junction assembly. The transcript has a single exon. Gene Ontology annotation, molecular function: structural molecule activity. Gene Ontology annotation, cellular component: bicellular tight junction; plasma membrane.